Molecule: messenger RNA, 1479 nt
Organism: Cornus florida
Lineage: Eukaryota; Viridiplantae; Streptophyta; Magnoliopsida; Cornales; Cornaceae
Product: 26S proteasome regulatory subunit S10B homolog B-like
Exons: 10
Coding region: 58-1254 (398 amino acids)
Biological process (GO): positive regulation of RNA polymerase II transcription preinitiation complex assembly
Cellular component (GO): cytosolic proteasome complex; proteasome regulatory particle, base subcomplex
Molecular function (GO): ATP hydrolysis activity; proteasome-activating activity; ATP binding
Source: RefSeq, a predicted model, not a curated record
UGUACUUCACCCUUUCGGUCCAGUGUCUUCUGAUUUCUUACCUCUCGAAUUGCGGCGAUGAGCGACGGAGAAGAAGCAACUCGACGCCGCACUGCGGUGGCGGAGUACCGGAAAAAGCUUCUACAGCACAAAGAACACGAAUCUAGAGUGCGUUCAGUGAGAGAGAAUUUGAGAGCUUCCAAAAAAGAAUUUAAUAAGACAGAAGAUGAUUUGAAGUCUCUUCAGAGCGUUGGCCAGAUAAUUGGAGAAGUUCUUAGGUCUCUCGACAAUGAACGAUUGAUUGUUAAAGCAAGCAGUGGCCCAAGAUAUGUCGUUGGCUGCCGUAGUAAAGUGGACAAGGAAAAACUGACUUCUGGAACGCGAGUAGUACUUGAUAUGACAACACUCACAAUCAUGCGGGCUCUUCCACGUGAAGUUGAUCCAGUUGUUUAUAACAUGCUUCAUGAAGAUCCAGGUAACAUCAGCUACUCUGCCGUGGGAGGUUUAUCGGAUCAAAUCCGAGAACUUAGAGAAUCUAUUGAACUACCUCUCAUGAAUCCUGAGCUCUUCGUUAGAGUUGGGAUCAAACCUCCGAAGGGUGUUCUUCUUUAUGGGCCUCCUGGCACUGGCAAGACAUUGUUAGCUAGAGCUAUUGCCAGUAAUAUAGAUGCCAACUUUUUAAAGGUUGUUUCAAGUGCCAUAAUUGAUAAGUACAUCGGUGAAAGUGCAAGGUUGAUAAGGGAAAUGUUUGGAUAUGCACGUGAUCACCAACCCUGCAUAAUCUUUAUGGACGAGAUUGAUGCAAUUGGUGGACGCCGUUUCAGUGAAGGAACAAGUGCUGACCGUGAAAUUCAAAGAACACUGAUGGAGUUACUUAAUCAGCUUGAUGGUUUUGAUCAGCUUGGGAAGGUAAAAAUGAUUAUGGCAACAAAUCGACCUGAUGUGCUUGACCCUGCACUUCUUCGUCCUGGGCGUCUUGACAGAAAGAUUGAGAUUCCGUUGCCAAAUGAGCAAUCAAGAAUGGAAAUUCUUAAGAUCCAUGCUGCUGGAAUUGCCAAGCAUGGUGAGAUUGACUAUGAAGCUGUUGUAAAGCUUGCUGAGGGCUUUAAUGGAGCUGAUCUUCGUAACGUGUGCACGGAGGCUGGAAUGUCGGCAAUCCGUGCAGAACGAGAUUAUGUUAUCCAUGAAGAUUUUAUGAAGGCUGUUCGAAAACUGAACGAGGCAAAGAAGCUGGAAUCAACUUCGCAUUACAACACGGAUUUUGGAAAAGACUAAAAAUAUAUGUUAUUCUCUUGUAAGAGCCAUGGAUGUUUGGGCAGUGCAGUUUCUUUACUUCCAGUCACUCUGGGUUUUUGUUGCCACAUACUUGCGCUGGCUGGACCUUUGAGAACAUUGUACACUUCAAAACAGUAGUCCUGUCUGUCAGUUUAUUUAUUAUGAUUUGUAGUAAGCUGAGAAUUUGAAGAAAAUGAAGAAAAAUAUUUGUUGGGUUGGCAGGAA